AGGAGAGAAUCAUACAGAGAAGAAUAGAAAACCAGAUUGAAGCAGACCUCAACAACCCAACACCCUCCUGAACAACCCACCAAUUUUCAGAGAGAGAGAGAGUCACAGAAGCCAGAGACUGUUUCCAACAUUUCACCCCAGAGAAGCAGAAAGCUCUUUGAUUUUCGCUUUGAUCCUUCUAGAUAUAUAACUCUCCAAUAGUUUUUUUUUUUUUUUGGCUGGGACAAAGAUGGAGAAAAUCAUGGCCAAAUACGAGCUCAGAGCUUGUGGGAUAGUGUAGGAUAUUCAAAGGUGCAGCUUUCUUGGGUUCUCUCUCUCUCUCUCUCUAAAGCUACUCUUUGUUUGUCUUCUUUCCCUCUCUAGUAUGGGUUGCUGGAGAAUGAUAUCAGGAAGCUUGGAUCCAGAGAGGAAAAGGAGUGGUGGGUUGAGAACCAAACAAGCUGGAAGAGGGUCUUGUCGGGGAAGUUAGGCCAUAUAAGAAUUGUAAUCAGAAGAAUGUUGUAUCUCCGGCACUGACUUUCUCUCUCUUGCUAUACGUAUAUAUGUUGGUGUUUGUAUUUGUAUUUUGUUUGUUGUUGAGUUGAACCUUUUAACGCCUGGGAGUCUGUUGGAGUUAUGGGGUAUUUGUUGAAAGAAGCUUUGAAGACCGUGUGUGGGGUGAAUCAGUGGUCUUAUGCUGCUUUCUGGAAGAUCGGUUGCCAAAAUCCUAAGCUUUUAGUUUGGGAGGAAUGUUAUUGUGAACAACCAACAUACUCUGGUCUUCCCCACGUUUCUGGAAUCAAGAGCCCCGAACUGGCUUUCGAUGACUGGGAAGCUUGCUGGGCUUCUGUUGAAGGUCGUUCUUCCCAGCUUGUUCAAGCAGGGGACAAUGUCCAUUCACUAGUAAACAAGUUGAUGAUGGACAACCAAGUCCAUGUUGUAGGGGAAGGACUUGUUGGGCGGUCUGCAUUUACCGGGAACCAUCAGUGGAUUCUUUUGGAAAACUGCAGAAGAGAAGCACAUCCUCCAGAGGUUCUAAAUGAGGUGUGCCAGCAAUUUUCAGCUGGCAUGCAGACUGUUGCGGUUAUUCCUGUUCUUCCUCAUGGUGUUGUUCAACUUGGUUCAUCCUUGGCUAUUAUGGAGAAUAUGGGUUUCGUGAAUAACGUGAAAACCUUAGUUUGUCAAUUAGGAAGUGUUCCUGGUGUUUUGUUAUCUGACCACCAUGUGACAAAAGUUGAUCCUCCAAAGAUUGGGGUACCCAUCUGUCUUGGAAAAUCUGUUUGUGUGGAUUCAUCUGGGAGAUCUAUGGUGACAAAUUCUAUUCGUACAAGUGCUGGCAGCUGCAGCCAACAAAGCCAAUCGACCCAGGCUUUAGCAUUUGCUGGUGAAACUUCUUAUCCACAAAUGAGACAGACUCAGGAUAGCUUGCGGUCUCUUGGUUUGACAUUACAAGCUUCUAACAUGGACCAAAGUAUUUUUAAAUCCCACAUGGAUCACCAUGAAGCAAAACUUUUUUCGGCAAUAACACCAAACCUUUCUUCAAUUAGCCAACUGGAAAAAGGAGUAACAAAAGCUGAAGUGAUUCCCUUGAAUCCGGAAAUAUGGUUGAACCAGCAUGAUUCUUUGUACAUUCCAAGGUCUGGAAUAGAUCAACCACCUUGUUUUGAAAGCCCAUCAGCUGCAAAUGGUGCCCACAUAAGAUUAAUGGAACGGCAGAUCUUGACAGAUGCUGGCCUCCAAGAUCAUUUGAACAGCAGUCUCAAAGCAUCGAAUGGCUUUAUGAUGACUCAGCUGAGAACAAAUAGAGACCUAGCUUCUACUUCUCACAAAGAUUCUGUUCCUAUACCAUUAGCGGAAGUAAGCGGGUUACGUAAUGGUGUUAAUAGUCAUACGAGAGCAAUUUCACAGCAGUGUUCCCUUUCAGAUGCAAACAGACAUGUUCACAAUCGUAUAUCUUGCCCACAUAUUGCUGAGAGUAAGCAUCAAAAUGUGGAUUCAUCUGAAAUUGAGGUGUUUUCAUCUGAGUUUGCAGGGCGCUAUACUGAUCACUUGGUUUCAGGUGGUUUUGGCCUCCGAAAUCAUAAUGAUACACCUGACAAAUGUUCUCAAAUUGAGUUGGCAGUAAGCAAAGAAAGAACAGAAAAUGAUUUAUUUCAAGCCCUUAGCAUCCAAUUGCCACAACCAGAUGAGCAUCUGAGUUUCAAUGAGCAUAUUCCUGUUUUGGAUUAUGAUAACCAAAAUAAUGGCUAUGGAACCCAAACUCCAAGGUUGAAAGGUACCAAAUAUGAAGAUUCAUGUGUCCAACCUCCAUCAGGUGAUGACUUGUUUGAUAUUUUAGGGGCAGAUUUCAGAAGCAAACUUUUGAAUGGCAGCUCCAACAAUCAUUUGAAGAAGGGGCAGGAGGAUGCAAACACACAAAAUUUGGAUAAUAGUCCUAUAUCUAUGAAAUAUCAGGGUGCUGGUUCUGACUUGUAUUCAGUUAAUGAAGGGUACUCUGAUAGCGGUAGUUUCUCUGUGACAGGCACUGAUCAUCUUUUAGAUGCUUUGGUCCCGAAAAUUCACUUUGCUGCCAAGCAGAGCUUAGAUGAUAAUGUCUCUUGCAGGACGACAUUGACAAACCUCAGUAGUUCUUCUGUUCCUGUUGCUUCACCCUCCUAUGGCUGGGCGGGGCUGUCCAAUCUAAUGCAAGGAGAUUUAUUUGGUACGCCCAAGUCUCUGGCAAAAGUAGGGCAACUGAGCACGAGUUCAAUUCGAUCUGGAUCUUGCAAGGAAAAUGCAGGAAACUACUCCCAAAGUCAUUCCAUUUCUGGAUCUCAAAUCAGUUCGUGGGUUGAACAGGGCCAUGACAUGAAGCAGAAUGGUAGUGUUUCAACUGCAUAUUCCAAGAGGCCUGAUGAAAUCAGCAAAUCAAAUCGCAAAAGGCUUAAACCUGGAGAGAACCCUAGACCAAGGCCAAAAGAUCGGCAGAUGAUCCAAGAUCGUGUGAAAGAGUUGAGGGAAAUUGUUCCAAAUGGGGCAAAGUGUAGCAUUGAUGCACUGCUGGAGCGCACCAUCAAGCACAUGCUUUUCUUGCAAAGUGUCUCCAAGCAUGCAGACAAGCUAAGACAGACGGGAGAGCCCAAGAUUAUCAGCAAGGAGGGUGGAUUGCUAUUGAAAGACAGUUUUGAUGGAGGAGCAACAUGGGCAUACGAAGUUGGUUCGCAUUCUAUGGUGUGCCCUAUCAUAGUUGAGGAUCUAAAUCCACCUCGUCAAAUGCUCGUGGAGAUGCUUUGUGAAGAACGAGGCUUAUUUUUGGAAAUAGCUGACAUAAUUAGAGGUUUGGGAUUAACCAUCUUGAAGGGGGUGAUGGAAACUCGGACUGACAAGAUCUGGGCACGCUUUGCAGUUGAGGCUAACAGGGAUGUGACCAGGAUGGAAAUAUUUCUCUCACUUGUUCAACUCUUGGAGCAAACUAUGAAAAGUGGUUCAGCAGCAGCUAAGGGCAUUGUCAAUGAUAAUGUGAUGAUACACCAGUUCCACCAAGCUCCUUCAAUACCUGCAACCGGUGGACCUUGCAGUUUGCGGUGAGUCACUUUCUUAUCCGAUUCUGGCCUGGAUAUGUUGAGAGUGGGCGCAGUUAAGCUUUGCCAUGAUGUGAUGAUCCACCAGUCCCACCAAGCUCCUCCGAUACCUGCGACCGGUGGACCUUGUAGCUUGCGGUGAGCCACUUUCUUAUCUGAUUCUGGCCUGGAUAUGUUGAGAGCGAGCGCAGUUAAGCUUGCCAUGA
Molecule: messenger RNA, 3745 nt
Organism: Ilex paraguariensis (yerba mate)
Lineage: Eukaryota; Viridiplantae; Streptophyta; Magnoliopsida; Aquifoliales; Aquifoliaceae
Source: the annotation of a GenBank genome assembly